CCAUCCCGACAUUUUCAUCUACCCACUCCUCUCUUUAUCUGCCUUCGCCGGAAAUAACCCAUGGCCACCGUCACCACCCAGGCUUCCGCUGCCAUCUUCCGGCCGUCAUGCUCCUCCAGAUCCGGAUUUCUCACCGGGUCCUCCGGUAAACUACACAGGCAAGUUGGUUUCAGAACCGUGGCGCCUCCUUCCUCUGCCUCUUCCUCCUCUUUCAAGGUUCAAGCCAAGAAGGGAGAGUGGCUUCCUGGUUUGGCCUCACCAGCUUACCUCAAUGGAAGUCUUCCUGGUGACAAUGGAUUUGACCCUUUGGGGCUAGCAGAGGACCCAGAGAACUUGAGGUGGUUCGUUCAAGCUGAGCUGGUGAACGGAAGGUGGGCCAUGUUGGGUGUUGCAGGGAUGCUUCUUCCAGAGGUGUUCACAAAGAUUGGGAUCCUCAACGUUCCUAAGUGGUACGAUGCUGGGAAAGAGGAGUACUUUGCAUCAUCAUCCACCUUGUUCGUGAUUGAGUUCAUCUUGUUCCAUUACGUGGAGAUCAGAAGAUGGCAAGACAUUAAGAACCCUGGAAGUGUCAACCAAGAUCCCAUCUUCAAGCAAUACAGCUUACCCCCCAAUGAAGUUGGAUACCCAGGUGGCAUCUUCAAUCCCCUCAACUUUGCUCCCACACUUGAGGCCAAAGAGAAGGAACUUGCUAAUGGGAGAUUGGCGAUGUUGGCAUUUUUGGGGUUUGUGGUUCAACACAAUGUGACUGGGCAAGGACCAUUUGACAACCUGUUGCAGCAUCUAUCAGACCCAUGGCACAACACGAUUGUUCAGACUCUGAGGGGCAACUGAUUAGAUUGUUGGCCAUGGCAUUCAAACUUGUCAUUAGUAUUCUCUUGUGAAACAGAGUAAACGAAUUUUGAGAGAGAUUUGGGCCAUCCGUUGCAAAGGAGCAACUCAGAAAACAAUUAUUUUCUAUGUACAGAGGAACUUAAGAUGGUUUUAUCUUGUUAUUUAA
Molecule: messenger RNA, 997 nt
Organism: Prosopis cineraria
Lineage: Eukaryota; Viridiplantae; Streptophyta; Magnoliopsida; Fabales; Fabaceae
Product: chlorophyll a-b binding protein 4, chloroplastic
Exons: 3
Coding region: 61-831 (256 amino acids)
Biological process (GO): response to light stimulus; photosynthesis, light harvesting in photosystem I
Cellular component (GO): membrane
Source: RefSeq, a predicted model, not a curated record